UUAUUGGUUAUCUGGUGAUUUCAAGAAAAACUUUAUCUUUGCCCGAGCAGUGCAACUGAGGCCGUGCGAAGCGGCAAGACAUAUAAGUCAGUCGGCGCUUCGAUGCCGGUCGGAUUGCCUGUGCUCCGCGUCUUACUAUGAUAUAAUGGCCGGCAAGAUGCUAAAGUUUAUUCGAGGGAAGGGCCAGCAGCCCUCGGUUGAAAGGCAGAAACUCCAGAACGAACUGUUCGCGUUCCGCAAGACAGUACAGCACGGCUUCCCGCACAGAGCAUCGGCGCUAGCAUGGGACCCGCUCCUCAGACUGGCGGCCAUCGGCACUGGUACGGGUGCCCUCAAAGUGUACGGCCGGCCCACAGUCGAGUUCUACGGCCAACACACCAACCCCGACUCGGCCGUCAUACAAAUACACUUCAUUCCUGGCACCGGCCGACUAAUCUCGCAAUGCGACGACAACAGCCUCCACCUAUGGGAGAUCACAGACAAAUCCCUAGUUGAACUCAAAUCCCACACGUUCGAAGGCAAGAACAAGAAGAUUUCGGCUAUGUGCGUCGAGUCCUCAGGGAAGAACAUGCUGUUAGGUACCGAGGGCGGGAAUAUUUACUCUUUAGAUGUCAACGCCUUCACCGUCAGCGAAGAUGUUAUAUACCAGGACUUGGUUAUGCAGAACUGUCCAGAAGAUUUCAAAGUGAACCCAGGUGCAGUGGAAUCGCUAUGCGAGCACCCAAAAGUGCCAACCCGCCUGCUCAUAGGGUAUAACCGUGGUCUGAUCGUGUUAUGGGACAGGCCGACUGCAAAUCCAGUAGAUACCUUCGUGUCUAACCAACAGCUUGAAAGUCUGUGCUGGAAUGAUGAUGGUGAGCACUUCACAUCGUCCCACAACGACGGGUCGUACGUGAUGUGGGCGGCGGGCGAGGCGGCGGGCGAGCGCCCGCUCAAGGAGCCCGUGUCCCCGUACGGACCCUAUCCCUGCAAAGCCAUCACCAAAAUCCUGGCCAGGACUGGCGUUAGCGGCGAGGAGAUUGCCAUAUUUUCCGGUGGUCUUCCGAGAGCAUUGUAUUCAGAUAAAUGGACCGUCACAGUGCAGCAAGGGGAGAAAACUGUUGCCUUCGACUUCACCAGUAGGGUGAUAGACUUCUUCACAACGACCGCGGUGCCGCCGGACGGCGCUCCGCUGCAGCAGUCGCGGCCCAGCACUCCCGCGCAGCUACAGGCUCAGACCGUCAACCAAGUGGCUUCCGCUUUGGUGGUGCUAGCGGAAGAAGAGCUGGUGGUGAUAGACCUAACAGACUCCCAGUGGAGACCCCUGCGGCCGCCGUACCUGGUGUCCAUACACGCGUCCGCCGUCACCACGGCGCAGCUGGUGGACAACGUGGCCGACAACGUCUACGACAACAUUGUGGCUGCGGGUAACCAGCAAACGGAGAACAUGUAUUCGGAGAGCGCGUGGCCGAUAUCGGGGGGCAGCGGCGUGGCGGGCGCGGGUGAGGGUGCGCGGCAGCUGCUGCUGACGGGGCACGAGGACGGCUCCGUGCGCUGCUGGGACGUGACGGGUGUGGCCAUGACGCCGCUCUACAAGUACACCACCGCGCAGCUCUUCAGCGGGCUCAAAAGAUGUUCACCGAGCGGCUUGGAAGUGGGCGAGAACAACGAUAGUCAGACAGACGAAGAAGAAUGGCCGCCAUUCAGACGAGUGGGCACCUUCGAUCCAUACAGCGACGACCCCAGGCUAGCUAUCAAAAAGAUUAUACUGUGUCCCCUGUCCGGGAUGCUGACCAUCGGCGGCGCGGCCGGACACAUCGUGAUCGCCUGCCUCAAGACCACCGCCAACACUAGUGAAGUCAAGGGCCUGUCUGUGAACAUAGUGUCGGACCGCGACGGUUUCGUGUGGAAGGGUCACGAUCAACUCACGCUGAAGACCGGCGCCAUCUCGUUCCCUCAAGGAUAUCAGACAACGUCGGUGGUGCAGCUGACGCCGCCCGCGGCGGUGACGGCGCUGGCGGCGCAGUGGGAGUGGGGCGUGGUGUGCGCGGGCACGGCGCACGGGCUGGCGCUGCUGGACGCGCGCUGCGCACGUCCGGUGCUGCACAAGUGCACGCUCACGCUGCACGAUUCGGGAGCGGGUGACACGCCCAUAUCGCGGAGGAAAUCGUUCAAGAAGUCCCUUCGUGAGUCGUUCCGUCGUCUCAGGAAGGGCAGGUCGCAGCGCAGGCAGACCACCUCCAGCCCCACCUCCCCCACACAGCCCCCACCGAAGAAGCCCAUAGACAAGGCGGCGUCGGACACAGACGCGGACGUGAAGCCCAUAGAGCGCGCGGUGGAGGCGCGCUCUACCGACGACGCGUACGGCUCAAUGCUGCGCUGCGUCUACUUCGCCAGGACCUUCCUCAUCAACACACAAAAUUCGAUGCCCACGCUUUGGGCGGGCACCAACAACGGCACAGUGUACGCGUUCACAAUACACGUGCCCAACACGAAUAAGCGGAAAGAGGAUAAAGUGACGUGUCAGCUCGCCAAGGAGAUCCAACUGAAACACAGAGCGCCGGUCAUAGGCAUCACCGUGCUAGAUGGCGCCUCCGUGCCGCUGCCAGAUCCUCUGGAGGUGGAGCGUGGAGUAUCAGCACUUCCGGAGCCGGGGACUCAUCGCGUUCUCAUCACAUCAGAGGAACAGUUCAAGGUGUUCACAUUGCCGAGUCUGAAGCCCCACAACAAGUACAAACUGACCGCGCACGAGGGAGCCAGGGUUCGGCGGACGGCCUUCGCUUGGUUCGAGUGUAACAUAGCCGGCGCUGAGAAACACCGCGAGUGGUGCUUACUGUGUCUGACCAACCUCGGAGACUGCUUGGUGCUCAGUCCGGAGCUGAGGAGGCAGCUGAACGCAGCUGCCGUCCGCAAGGAGGACAUCAAUGGCAUUACAAGUUUAUGCUUCUCCAAGCGAGGGGAGGCGCUCUAUCUGCAUUCGUCGUCGGAGUUGCAGCGAAUUACCCUCUCCGCUACAAAGGUGACGAUAGCGCAGUGCCAAGUGAUCCUGUCCCCGUGGGCGGCGGCGCUGCGCGGGCCCGCUGAGGAGCCCCCGCUCACCAACGGAGAGCAUAAGGAGGAGACGGCAGAAGCAGCGCAUGACGUCACAGCCGUGUCGGCUGACAUCACAGUGGAUUCAGUGCGAGACCACACAGCCGCGCCCAACAGCGGCUCCCAGCCAGAACUCGACAUCAAUUUACAGAAUUCGCAGGUGAACACGAGUUCGAUGGUUGUGAAGACUACCACAAGGACCACCAUGAAUGAUGGUGGGGUCGAAGGUACUACUACUACCACUACAACCACCGCCACGGAAAACAUCCUAGAGCACAGUCGUGAGGAAGGAGUCAUCACCCGUAUCGAGCGGGCGAGCUGAAACGCGAGCGUCCGCCACGGGGUGCCGCAGAGAAGAACGUGCGAUGGUACUCAUGAGGCGUGUUGUGCAGACGGGCACGGUCACAGUCCCCGCCGGCACCGACCCCAAGCUGAUCCUGGAGAUGUUUGACCGCCAGCGCUCCCCACUCGCCGUGCCCGUGCCCCCCACACCCGCCCCCACCGAGACAUAACCGCCGACACAUAUCGACUAUCGAUAUCGAGCCAACGAUAUGAAACACUAAAACGAGGAGCAUUUAUACACAGCGUAACAAUGAAAUAUCUUUACAAGGUUGUAUAUAGGUUAGCGCAGCAUGGCAAUUUUUUUUUUUAACAUCUUUUGGUCAAAAAAAUAUUGAUACAGAUUUUUUUAAUUGACGACUGAGGAACAACCGGUUCCCGGUUCCACCGAUUAUGUUUGUCGUGAUUCCGGAACAUAAAGCGACAUUAUAGUUAAUAAAAUUACGGUAUUGUGGUACUUUAAUGAUGUUAAAUAAAACCUAGACAGCUAAACGUACUGCCAUUUUUGAAUACAGUGUUGAAUUGAAAUUCAAUGGUCGAUUUUGCGUCUAGGAAUAAAUUUUUAUUUUUGUAUAAUUUUUUGGUUUCAAUUAGCAUACAUUUUAUACCGAUAAAUAAUAAAAUAAUAAUAGUUUUAUUUUCGUGAGUGCAUGUCUAAUAUGGGAUGUAAUUUUUCUUUGCAUAAAAUAUCAGUCUUUUACUUUAUAAGCGUUUGUUAAAGCAGACAUGUACUAAUUAAAAUAGUAAACAAUUUGUACCAUUUUAAGUGUAUCGAGUACAAAACUUACAGCCAUAACAACAGGAUGUUGUAAAAAUGCUGCAAUAUAAUUGUGGUAUAUUUUAAAGUAUUUAUAGUUAAGUGAACAAUGUAAAAUUGAUGUACCAAUCUAGCUUGUAAAGUUCUUUGAACAUUCAGAGUGAAUGGAAUGUGCCUAUUUAUUUCUUUUUAGAGUGAAGAGCUUGUUUUUAAGUACUUAGCAAUAGAAGAUUUCUUGACAAUUAGUAAUUGACUAGGGAAUAUUUUAUUUAGCUUUUAAUACGCGUGUACCAUUUGGAUUUGUGUAACCACUUAUUUGCCCCUUUUUAUAAUAAUACGGCGCAGCGUCGCGCCUCAAUAUAAUUGUAUAUUCCGUAAAUAUUAAUUUUAAUAAAUUAUAUUGGAGAAUUAAUGGAAAGUUUUAUGCAAUAUUUUAAACUUUUUAGUAGAGUUUUCUUUUUUAAUUUUAUAUUUUACAGUAUAUGUUUUAGUUUUGUAUUUUUAAACUGCAUAUUUUUCAGCUACGUUGUUUGAGUUGAAGGCAGCUAAUUCCAUUGAAUCGUAAGUGUAGGGCGUGUGUUGACGUCAUGUAACAUCACAAGUUGUGAUAUAUAGGGAUUGAAGUUUGUUUUACACAUUAUAUUUCUAGUUAUAAGUUCAACGUGCCUGUCUUUUCGUUUGUAAACAGUUAUUGGCAUUUGUAUGUUGUAUACUGUAGCAGGCGAGCGUCCACAUUCGAGUUUCGAUUAUUGUACAAUUUUCUCUAUCUAUCGUGGCAUUUUAAAUACCUAUUUGAUACGAAAGUACUAUUUGUAUCCGACAUUGAAAUAAUAAAAGCUAAUCUUAA
Messenger RNA from Plodia interpunctella (Indianmeal moth), 5012 nucleotides. It is a transcript of the gene l(2)gl, whose product is annotated as lethal (2) giant larvae. Lineage: Eukaryota; Metazoa; Arthropoda; Insecta; Lepidoptera; Pyralidae. The transcript has 27 exons. Gene Ontology annotation, molecular function: myosin II binding; syntaxin binding; GTPase activator activity. The coding region runs from base 146 to 3391 and encodes 1081 amino acids. The record is from RefSeq and is a predicted model, not a curated record. Gene Ontology annotation, cellular component: cytoplasm; plasma membrane; cortical actin cytoskeleton. Gene Ontology annotation, biological process: regulation of establishment or maintenance of cell polarity; regulation of Notch signaling pathway; establishment of spindle orientation.